Molecule: messenger RNA, 1456 nt
Organism: Hordeum vulgare subsp. vulgare (domesticated barley)
Lineage: Eukaryota; Viridiplantae; Streptophyta; Magnoliopsida; Poales; Poaceae
Exons: 3
Coding region: 689-1267 (192 amino acids)
Biological process (GO): regulatory ncRNA-mediated gene silencing
Source: RefSeq, a predicted model, not a curated record
AUCAUAAACUAGUAUCAUAGAUGAUCUCAUUUAUUGACAUGCAUAACACAUAGUAGCAUAGCAUUUAACAUGUUACUAGCUAUGAUAGCCCGAAAAUUCACAUAUAAGGCCGAGCACCUCGGUGCUCUACGUCCCGUCCAUCCACACUCGCUAGGGAUCCGCGCGCCUCACCGUAUAAUGGGAGCUGUCCCCCAUAUCGAUAGCAGCACGCCGUGUAUUGCGCAAGUCAACAGGGGUGUACCAUCGACGGGGUAGUGGACCAGCAGGUCACGGCGCGUGAUGUUCCAAUAGAUGUCAGGGUUAGCUUCCAACGCAAGACUGUCGUCCAUCAAACGGGAGCUCGAUCACUGUAGAACCAUGUGGCAGCAUGCUCGGGUCAAAUCGGAAGUAUUUUUUUAUUGUUUCUUAGCCCAUUCAACUUGCACGUCAUUUACUCCCUCGCCGUCCAUCGUCGCCUCGUCUAUGCCAUCAGGUUUUUUUGCCAUUUUUUUUGUAAGAUGUCCCGGAUGAAGUGGCGGUCGUGGGAUAGCAUGUGGUGGACGGUUGCAGGAACUUUCACAUCGUUUAAACAGGGAACUGCCUCCGGGCGCAUCGUCUCCCUCCUCGCCUCGUCUCUCACUCCUCCCACUUCGUCUUCUCGCUCUCUCUCGUCGCCCCAUCUCCCCGUUGCUCUCAUCUCCCACACCCAAUGGAGGGCGCUCGCCGCGCUGCCGCCGUUGCGGAUGUUGAGAAGGAGAUGCCGAAGCAGGAGGACACGACCGCAACCGUUGUCGUCGCUGCGGAUCUUGAAAAGGAGUUGCCGAAGCAGGAGGGCACGACCGCAACCGUUGUCGCCGCUGCGGAUCUUGAGAAGGAGGUGCCGAAGCAGGAGGACACGACCUCGAGCGGUGUUGUCAAGGCUCACGACGAUGAGGAAAGGGAAGCUGCAGGCAUGAAGAGGAAGCUCGCCAAGACUGGGUUCAAGAGCCCGUAUGACUCUGACUACGACGACGGCGACCCGUACGAGUAUAACUCUGGAGAUGACGUCGAGGACGGCAACAAAGAGUCCUUCAUUGAGAAGGAAGCUCAGAAGAUCAGGAAGAAGGGAAAGGCGGCGUACUACAAGAGUGGAAUGUUCAGAUGUCCAUACUGCAUCACAAAGCCAAAGCCCAAGGAUGGGAUUUAUGAACACCUCAUGUCUCAUGCACGCGGUUUAGCAGCGAGUGUUGCAGACAUCAAGACCAGGGCAGAGCAUGCAACCCUCCUGAAGGCUCUAGGUCCCAUUUAGUCACCCUCCAUGAUCUAGAUGUUGCUGUGAACUAUUUUACUUUUGCGCCACCUGCAGGUUGUUUGUGAACUGUUGGAAUGUUAUGGCAGGUUGUUUGAGAACUGUUUGGAAUGUUCUACCUUUGAGGUGGAAUGUAUUAUGAGUUUAUGUGCUGCAACGAUCACGGUAGCUGCUUCUAUUUUUGCUUCA